Nothoprocta perdicaria is the source of this 4999-nucleotide messenger RNA. It is a transcript of the gene PDP2, whose product is annotated as pyruvate dehyrogenase phosphatase catalytic subunit 2. The transcript is spliced from 2 exons. Lineage: Eukaryota; Metazoa; Chordata; Aves; Tinamiformes; Tinamidae. Gene Ontology annotation, molecular function: protein serine/threonine phosphatase activity; cation binding. Gene Ontology annotation, biological process: protein dephosphorylation. The record is from RefSeq and is a predicted model, not a curated record. The coding region runs from base 1096 to 2700 and encodes 534 amino acids.
GGAUUGCAGUGAAGUCCUUGGGUUGUAUCAGCAUGCCUUUUGCUUAGACUUGUUGAGGUUUGUUUUUAGCUUUUUCUCAUUUUUCCUUUUAAACAAUUUUUAUGCAACUGGCUUGAGCUUAUGUUUGUGUGUUCCCCCCACUAAAAAGCCAAUACUGCAGUAGGAUGUAGCCAGUUUGAGCUGAAGUGGACAGUGCUACAGGCAGCUGGGAAGUGGGGGUUCAUACAAAGCUGAACUGUUCUGAUGGGUUGCUGGUUUGACUUUGAAUUUACAGCACUGCAAAUGUUGUAAUUUUUUUAAACCUUAAGUCAAAAUUUUGUUCUGAAAUGAGCACCUAGUUGUGUUUCUGUUCUAGCACUUAGUUUCUCCUCGUCAGAACAGCUGAAGAACUUGAUGUUGGCUGCCCCCAAGCUCCAGCACUGUUGUCUAGCUGGCAGCAGAGCUCUUGGCAGGGUUCAUGGCUCCUUUUUGUUCUUAUUGUGCUUCAGAUAAAAAUGCCCUACCGAAAGACUGUAGAAGUCAUCAAUGCAGCUGCUGUAGCUUUCACCAGAGCACGAUGCUUUGCAAUAAAUACGUUAACCAGCUGUAGAAUCUCACAUUGGUUGUGUAAAAAUCUUACCUGACUAAAGGUAGGCUAAGAUCUUGAAGGUACGUCAGGCUCAAGCUUGUAAGCUGGAAUGGAAUUGGAAAGGAAGGCUGGCUUGCUGUAGAUGGGAGUGAGGAUUGUUGCAAUUUAUACAAAUCAUUAACUUGUCUACCAUGUCUUUUUCUCUAGAGUUUUGAGUACUAAGUUUUACAACAUGGAAAAGCAGACCUGAGGAUUUAUUUUUUUUAUUUUUUUUUAUUUUUUUUUUUUGGAAUUUACUCAGACUGCUUGUUUUGUGUCUUGAGAUGGGGUUUUCUACAGAAGAGUUGGCAAUUGCAUUUCGUGUGAUGUUGGAACUUCUUAGCUUUGCUAAGGAAAAAUAUGAGGAAAAAGAAGCUUGACAAAUACAAGUCAGCUCUUCUGAUGAGUGAACUGGGGAGAGACAAUCGUAUUGUUGUAAGGGCAUUCUGCACUACUGAAAGAAGUUACUCCUGUUUGUGGAGUGACUUAUGAUGUCAAGAACUGUAUCGUCCUGGAUUCUGAGCUCAGCAAGGAGCAGCAUUGUCCUACAAGGCAAGGGACGUUUGUACUCCAGAUGCAUCACAGCUAGAAACGAGACAAAAUGGAAGCUUGUUUUCUGUGGAACACGCCAAUUCCCUACUGGAAGCUGGAGCUUAGAUAAUGCUCUCUUCUUGAGAAAAGCUUUCAGACACACUUCCACCGAAGAAGAACAAUUCUCCUUUCAGUUGUCUCCAUCACAAAUUAAUGAGGUACUCAGGGCAGGGGAAUUAUCCCACAAAAUACUGGGCUUGCAUGGUAAAAAUGCGAGCUCUGUGCUGAAGUUUGAAAGUAACCAGCUGGCGUCGAACACGCCAAUUGAAGACCGCAGAAGCGCAGCCACCUGCUUGCAGAGCAGGGGGAUGAUGUUCGGGGUGUUUGACGGUCACGCGGGCUCCGCGUGCGCGCAGGCCGUGAGCGAGAGGCUGCUCCACUACAUCGCCGUCUCUCUCCUCUCUCGGCAAACCUUGGAGGAGAUGGAGCUUGCUGUGGAGAGCAUGAAACCCAUUCUGCCUGUGCUGCAGCUACACAAGCACCCAAAUGAUGUCGAGUAUCGUGAAAUAACUUCACAAUAUUUUGAGAGCCUCCGGGUUUACUGGCAACAUUUGCUGGACCUAGACACUGAGCCAGGGUUUAGUUUAGAAGAAGCCAUGAUAUGUGCCUUCAAAAGGCUGGACUCAGACAUAUCGCUAGAAGUUCAGGCUCCCCAGGAAAGUGAAUUGAUGAGAAAUAUUGCCCUUCAAGUGGCUUUCUCUGGUGCCACAGCCUGUGUGGCUCACAUAGAUGGAGUUCACUUACAUGUUGCGAAUGCUGGUGAUUGCAGAGCAAUUUUAGGAGUAUGUGAAGAAGAUGGAACGUGGUCUACUCUUCCUUUAACUCGAGACCACAAUGCCUAUGAUGAAUCUGAAAUUAAAAGAUUGAAGAGAGAACAUCCAAAGUCUGAGGAGAAAACUCUACUUGUGAAUGACAGAUUACUGGGGAUUCUCAUGCCCUCCAGAGCUUUUGGAGAUGUCCAAUUAAAAUGGAGUAAAGAAUUGCAACAGAGUGUUCUGGAGAAUAGCUGUGAUGCUGAGGCUCUGAAUAUUUAUCAGUAUGUUCCUCCAAACUACCACACACCCCCUUAUUUAACUGCAGAGCCUGAAGUCACAUAUCACAAAUUAAGAGGCAAGGAUAAGUUUCUGGUUAUUGCUUCAGAUGGACUAUGGGAGAUGCUAAGCAAUGAGAUGGUCGUAAAGCUUGUUGCUGGACACCUUGCAGAGUUUAACAUGCAGAAACCGCAGCUAGCUUUUGAGAAACCGAUUAAUUUGGGUUAUAUGCACAACUUGCUGCUUCAGAGGAAAAGCAGAGGCACUGGCUCGCUUGACCAGAACAUAGCUACUCACUUAAUACGCCAUGCAAUUGGAAGUAAUGAGUACGGAGAGGUGGACCAAGAGAAGCUUGCUGCAAUGCUGGCGCUGCCUGAAGACCUUGCAAGAAUGUACAGAGAUGAUAUCACAGUAACUGUGGUGUAUUUUAAUUCAGACACAAUUGAAAAUUAUUACAAAAACAGUGAAUAGAGACUUGCACUACUGCAGUUCUAUAACACUGGCUAAAUUUGAUGCUGGAUAUCAUUGCUGUUUGUUUUCCCUGAUCUUUCCCGGGUCAGUCAGUCAGGCUGGUGCCAGUGUCAUUGUUCAGAAGUUACAGACCAGUCUUGAUAACAGAUUUCUAGAAGUCACUUUGGUGAAAGUUCCAUGGGUUUCCAGGUCUGUUCAUACUGAGGAGAAAAUGUUUUGAUAAAAGUUCACUGAAAUACAAUUGAAAUAAAGAUUACCAACCCAGUACUCAUUCCAUGGGAGUGACUAGUAAAACUUUCCAAGAGAACAAAUGGGAGACAAAUUUCGCUGGAACUGGUACAAUUUGGCAGGGAGAUGGAUAGUAGCUGCCGCUGCCUCAAGUACAAGAAACGCUUUGCUCUUGUGCAAAAUGAGUAGCCUGCUAUUGAAACACUGUAACUGAAAUUGAAAAAUAAAUAAUUUCCCAAACUACUAUUUGACAGUGUCAGAUACUUCAAAAAAUUGCUUUGGGUAUGUGAAGCUUAACUAAAGAAGGCUCUUGAGACAGCCUUGGGACUUGUCAAACGCUUUCUCCUAGUGUCAUAUUCUACAGCUGCUGUAGAAACAAAAGCAUAUUUUGAGGAACUCUUUUUGAAAGUAUGAAUGCACGUUCUCUUAAUUGUGUGUGUGUUUGGACAUGUAUGACAAUUUAUAGGUCAAAGGAACUUGACGACCUUCACAGUUCCUUCUUUAGAAGUAUCUGUUCCUAAUAUAGUAAAUACCUAAUGCCAUCAAUCAAGAAUAGUUGACUUCGAGCAUCUAACUUGUUUAAAGAACAUAGGCUUUAAGUACUGGCUUGUGAACUGUUGCACAUCAAAUCUGUCAACUUUCACUUUAAAAAUGCUUUACAUACCCAGGACUGCAUUAAGUGUAAAUGCAGUAAUACAUAGGGCACCUUUGUCCCUGGCUUUCACUUUCAAGGGAUAAUUGGUAGAGCUGGUAUUUCACCAAAAUGCUUCAUCCUUUUUGCCUUUACUCUUUGCUUUUGGACAUGAGCUUGCCUCUAUAGGUUUGGAUAGUUAUUUUCUGCAGUUCUAAUCCCAGAAAAUGUACUUGUUGGUAUUUUAAGUGUUGUUUUGUUUUGUACUUGGCUUUCUAGAGUGCCUAUCAAGAGCUUGGAGAUGAGCUGUUUUCUGAAGUUUCUCGUGCAGUGUUGCCGUGUUCUCCAGUGACUCUUUUCCUUGUUUGUGCACAGCAGUAAUUGUUGCCCAUAAGAGUGUGUGUACUGGGAAUAGAGGCCUGUUUACAGCUGUUGCUACCAAGUAAGCACCUGUGUGGGUGAAGCAAAGCUGCUAUAUGUAAGAUGACUUUGCUCUGAAUUCCACUUUUUUUUAAUGCAUUCUGUCAUUCAGCUAAUGGAAAAAGUACUUCAAUUUCCAUUAUAAUAUUUUUUAAGAAUUUGAGAUCUUAGGCCUAAGGGCCUGAACCAGUAGUACUUCUGGGCUUGGGGCUUUUUGUAUACUUCCCCCUGAUAAAGCUCUUGGUGCUUUUUCAAGCAUUUAAAUAAUCAUGCAUUUGACUACGCAGAAUAUUUCUUUAAUUCAGUGUUAAACCUAUGAUCACCCCAUGCAUCGUUACGUACUUUGUCCUUUUCCAUUUCUCCCAUUGCAACAUCUGUAAAUUCAAAAGUAACUUUGAGCAAUGGAAAAGCCUUUGCAUGAGAAAGCGUUCUACUCCAUAAGACAGCUCUACUAGGUGCUCCGUACAGUGCUGGUAGGUUGCUCUGCUGCAGCCUGCUCCAGUGUGUGCUAAGGGCAGGUAGCACUGUGCUUUCAGGCUGGAUCCAUACCCACGGAUAACAGCCAAAUGGAGGAGCCCAGUAGUGAAGCCUCUGUUGUCUUUGGAAAGAGUCACUAUUGCUCUAAGUUAUGCCUACAUACACUGUUAUAUUUACACUGUUAUUGUAACUGCAAAUUGAUAAUGAUUGUUUAAAGGAAUGUAUUUGACAGUAAGAAGUGUACUGCUAAUUCCCAGUUUUGCUCAGUUUAACAUGCAGCACCAUAAUUAGCCUACUGUGGAAAGAGAUAACAUUAAACUAAUUACUGUGUUUUAAAAAAGAACACAAAUCACGGAUUUAGCUCCCUGACAUUUCGUUGCAGGCCGGCAGUGAUCUGUCCUUACUUAUGGUUAUAAUGAUUCUGUCCGGUUGAAUCGGAUCAUAAGACUUUCUCAUCUGUAAUGGCAAAAACAGCCGGUGGGCAUUACCAGCCUAGCAAGCUUAGAGUGCUGUGACUUGAAGCUGCAAGAACAACAUUUAAAU